This is a messenger RNA of Ctenocephalides felis (cat flea), 810 nucleotides long. RefSeq lists its product as uncharacterized. The transcript is spliced from 2 exons. NCBI's taxonomy places the organism in Eukaryota, Metazoa, Arthropoda, Insecta, Siphonaptera, Pulicidae. Bases 49 to 810 code for a protein of 253 amino acids. Gene Ontology annotation, molecular function: DNA binding. Gene Ontology annotation, biological process: regulation of transcription by RNA polymerase II. Gene Ontology annotation, cellular component: transcription regulator complex; nucleus. The record is from RefSeq and is a predicted model, not a curated record.
GUUGCACGGGAUUCGAUUUGAUAUUAGUUUUGUACUGAGUGAACAAUCAUGGCGAUUCAAAUGUCGACAGAACAAUCCAUAGCGUUUGUACAAGAAAUUGAAAAACAUCCAUGCUUAUAUAAUUUUAAUAUAACCGACUACACAAAUAAAGAAUUGGUCGAACAAACAUGGAACGCACUUGGUGAUAAAUUCAAUUUUACAGGGGCAGAAUGCAAAGAAAAAUGGCGCAAUAUCCGAAGCGUUUUUGGCCGGACCUUGAAAACUGAUAGACGUAAACCUUAUUACUUAAAUGCUUUCAUGCAAUUUCUUGUGCCCUUUAUAAAGGUGUAUGGAACUUCAAAUACUAAGGACUAUAACGCAUCACAAAAUGAGGCUUUAGAUUCAAUGCACGAUACCGCUGAUUGGGACUUUGAAAUAAAAGAACAAUGUAUGAAAUCAGAUCCGGAAGAUAAUAUAGAAGAGGUAGUGAUAGUGGUGGAAGAUAAAUCAAAUUUGCAUCAUUCAUUUCAAAAUGACCAAAGAGACUUAUCGACACCAGCGCAGAAUAGAACAGAUUCGUCAUCAUCAUCGUUUUUAGAUCAUCUACCAUAUUUACCUGGUACUGAACCAAAUAAACCUAGUGUUGAAGGUGAUACUGAUGAUAGGCCAAGCAAUAGUAAAAUUAGGAAAAUUGAAGAUUUAGAAAAUAAUCCUAAAAAGAUGUUUUUACUAAGUUUGCUUCCAGAUCUUAAUUCAAUGACCGAUAGCCAAAUGAGGAAGUUCAAGUUUAAGGUUUUAGAAUUAGUUGAUAAUAUCUUGACCAACAAUUAG